ACUCAAACGCGCGUCGCGAAUUGCAAUCAUCCGCGAAAACACAGAUUUUUCGCCCAAAGCACAUAAAGUUUUCAUUAAUUAUUGUAAUAAGAUUUUUAUUCACAAAACCGCAAUUUUUUUAAGUUGCUCCCACGAUUACACCCGCAUUUACAAGUAGCACACGUCGUGUUGUUUUUUCAUUCGUGCUAUUUUAUUAUUUUGUUAUUAAUUAUAUUAUCAUUUCACAUUUGUUAGCAUUGUGUCGUAUUUGUGUUACCUAUGUAUAUGUAAGCAAGCAGCUGGCCAGAUCUGCGCUCUGCUUGUUAUACCGUUAAAGGCAAUUCAUCAAGAAUUAGUCAAUGGACUGUCAACUGAAAAGUUCAUCGCGACCUUAUACGCAGGUUUAUAGCUCGAAGGAGCGUAUGCCAAAAGAUACACUAUCAUCGUUAAAAAUAUAAUGUAAUACAGCUCGACUAGCCACCAAACCGCCAGUCGUUGAAUCAUUGAUUAAAAUACAAAUAUAAAAUGCAGCAGCAACUGCCGAGGAACUUAAACUUCGCCAAAGUCGGUACAGCGUUUUUGUACGCGGCCGCAUCGACGUUGAUCACGAUCGUUAAUAAGUCCGUGUUGACCGGUUACGGGUUCCCAUCAUACCGGUUUCUGGCCGCGUCCCAGAUGCUUGUCACGGCCACCAUGCUGUACGCGGCCAAGCUGCUGGGCCGGGUAACGUUCCCGGACAUCGAUGGACGCACGUUCGUCGACGUGUUUCCGAUGCCGCUGAUCCAUCUGGGCAACGCGGUACUGGGCCUGGCCGGCACCAAGGAGCUGAGCUUGCCCACGUUUACUGUGCUCAGGCGUCUGGCCAUACCGAUGACCAUGUCGGGCGAAUACUACUUUCUGGGCGUCGUGGCCGAUCCGCUCGUCAAACUUUCCGUGGCCAUGAUGGUGGCCGGCGCUGCCAUAGUCGCGGUCGGCGACGACAUCGAGUUGAACAUAAGCAUGUACGCAUUUGUGUUGUUCAACGAUCUGCUGACGGCCGCCAACGGCGUGUUCACCAAGAGAAAACUGAACGACAAUAGGCAAAUGGGCAAUCUCGGGCUUAUGUACUAUUCGUCCCUGUUCAUGAUUCCGCCCCUUCUGAUAUACUCGUAUUUUUCGAACGAUCUAGACGACGUGUACAGAUUCAAGUAUUGGUCGCAUCCGUCGUUUUUAAUUCAAAUGUUCGUUUCUUCUAUAAUGGGCUUCGUGUUAAAUUACAGUACAAUACUGUGCAUUCAAUACAAUUCAGCCCUAACGACGACAAUAAUCGGAUGUCUUAAAAAUAUAUUUGUCACUUAUGCAGGCAUGUUUGUUGGUGGUGAUUAUGUGUACACGUUCUAUAAUUUUAUUGGUAUUCAUAUCAGUAUUAUUGGUAGUCUAUUUUACACCUAUGUGAUAUUGUAACGCACUCACGUUUAGAUAACCUAAAAACCUGAUGAGACAAAACAUUAAGUACCUACUAUUAAAAAUGUAUGUAUAGACUUGUCAUUGUUAUAUUUAUUGGAUUUUUGUAUCGAAUAUCGAUUAUAUAAUAAUCCUAAUAACC
Messenger RNA from Acyrthosiphon pisum (pea aphid), 1564 nucleotides. Its product is annotated as UDP-sugar transporter UST74c. The record is from RefSeq and is a predicted model, not a curated record. The transcript is spliced from 4 exons. NCBI's taxonomy places the organism in Eukaryota, Metazoa, Arthropoda, Insecta, Hemiptera, Aphididae. Bases 505 to 1422 code for a protein of 305 amino acids.